UACAAACUGUACCUUGCUAGGUUAGCCACCGAGGAGCUUCUCAACGUUAGCUAGCAAAUACAACUCUUAUUCUGGAGUUUUGGGAAAUGACAGUUUGUGCAAGAAAUUAAAGAAAGUCUUCUCUUUGCAAAGUCCGAAACGUUUGGAUUUUUUGGUUUGAAUCCGUCUUUGAUUUAAACGAGGUGCAGAUUCCUUCUUGCUUGGUGUACAGCGCAGCAGAAGCACUCAGUCCAGCAGAUCCAGAAAAUGUUAAAGAAAUGAUAGCAGCGCAGGAAUUGCACACAGACUUUCAAUUUUCUCAAGAGGCAGAAUCUCAGUGGUCCUCAGAUACUGACUUUGAGGAUCCUGAUGGCAAAGAUGCAAAGACAGCAAAGGGCAUGGCAGCCAAGAAGGGGAAGAAGGCGCCCGGAGAUAAGGCCAAAGGUGGGGGGGCAAGGAAGGCCCCCGGUGCUGGCAGGGUGAACGGCCAUCAUCAGGAGAACGGGAUGGAGAACAUGACGCUGUUCGAGGUGGUGAAAAUGGGGAAAAGUGCCACACAGUCUGUUGUUGAUGACUGGAUCGAGGCAUACAAACAGGACAGGGAUGUUGCUCUCUUGGACUUAAUCAACUUCUUCAUUCAGUGCUCUGGUUGUAAAGGGGCUGUGAGUGGAGAGAUGUUCAGAAAUAUGCAGAACUCUGAAAUCAUCCGAAAAAUGACAGAGGAGUUUGACGAGGACAGCGGUGACUAUCCGUUAACGAUGUCAGGGCCACAGUGGAAGAAGUUCAGGAUAAGCUUCUGUGACUUCAUUGCAGUUCUGGUGCGUCAGUGCCAGUACAGCAUCAUUUACGAUGAGUAUAUGAUGGACACCAUUAUUUCACUGCUCACCGGCCUGUCUGACUCUCAGGUCCGGGCCUUCAGACACACAAGCACACUCGGAGCGAUGAAGUUGAUGACCGCCUUGGUGAACGUCGCUCUCAACCUGAGCAUCAAUAUGGACAACACGCAGAGACAGUAUGAAGCGGAGAGGAACAAGGUCAUUGCAAAGAGAGCCAAUGACAGGCUGGAGCUCCUGUUACAGAAGCGUAAAGAGCUUCAAGAAAAUCAAGAUGAAAUCGAGAACAUGAUGAAUGCAAUUUUUAAAGGAGUGUUUGUUCACAGAUAUCGUGAUUCCAUUGCUGAGAUCCGAGCUAUUUGUAUUGAGGAGAUUGGAAUGUGGAUGAAGCUGUACAGCGACGCCUUCCUUAACGACAGCUACCUGAAGUAUGUUGGCUGGACAAUGCAUGACAAGCAAGGGGAAGUGCGCCUGAAGUGUGUGAGCGCCCUGCAGGGCCUGUUCUACAGCCGGGAGCUGGGUGCCCGACUGGAGCUCUUCACAAGUCGCUUCAAGGACCGCAUCGUGUCUAUGACUCUGGACAAGGAAUAUGAUGUUGCAGUGCAAGCCAUUAAACUUCUGACUCUGGUCCUGCAGAGUAGUGAUGAGGUUCUGACAGCAGAGGAUUGUGAGAGCGUUUAUCAUCUGGUUUACUCAGCACAUCGACCCAUCGCUGUUUCAGCAGGAGAAUUUCUCUUCAAGAAGCUCUUCAGCCACCGUGGCCCUGAGGAGGAGGGAUUACCCAGGAGGGGCAGGCAGAGCCUCAAUGGAGGCCUUAUCAAAACUACUGUGUUCUUCUUCUUGGAGAGCGAGCUCCAUGAGCACGGGGCUUACCUGGUGGAUAGCCUGUGGGAGUGUGGCUCCGAGCUGCUGAAGGACUGGGAGACGAUGAUCAGCCUGCUGCUGGACGAGCCCGCGGCAGGAGAGGAGGCACUGACUGAUGGCCAGGAGACGGCCCUGGUGGAGAUCAUGCUCUGUGCCAUCCGGCAGGCCUGUGAGUGCCACCCUCCUGUCGGCAGAAGCACAGGGAAGAGGGUCCUGACUGCGAAGGAGAAGAAAACGCAGCUGGAUGAUCGGACACGGAUCACAGAGAUGUUUGCAGUCGCGCUGCCUCUGUUGUUGGCAAAGUACUGUGUUGAUAUCGAUAAGGUGACCAAUUUGCUACAAAUACCAAAGUACUUUGAUCUUGACAUCUACACAACUGGCCGUCUGGAAAAGCAUUUGGAUGCCUUGCUGCGGCAAAUCUGGGAGGUCCAGGAUAAGCACACAGACAUAGAGGUCCUGGAGGCCUGCUCUACCACCUACCACUAUCUCUCCAACGAAGAGUUCACCAUCUUCAACCGCGUGAACAUCGCCCGCUCCCAGCUGCUCGACGAGCUGGUGGACAAGUUUAACAGACUGCUGGAGGACUUCCUGCAGGAGGGUGAAGAACCAGAUGAGGAUGAUGCCUACCAGGUUCUAUCCACACUCAAGAAGAUCAGCGCUUUCCACAAUGCACAUGACCUCUCUAAGUGGGAUCUCUUCACCAGCAUCUACCGGCUGCUGAACACCGGUCUGCAGAACGGGGAUAUGCCUGAGCAGAUUGUGAUUCACUCAUUGCAGUGCACACAUUACAUCAUUCUGUGGCACCUAGCAAAGGUUUCAGACGGCAGCUCAAUAAAGGGUGACAUGGUGACCUUGAGCAAGCAAAUGAGAGCUUUCUGCUUAAUGUGUCAGCGUUACCUAAACGGCAUCAACAACGCAGUUAAAGAGCAGGCCUUCACCAUUCUAUGUGAUCUCCUACUGAUCUUCAGUCACCAAAUUAUGUCUUCAGGCCGGGAACAACUGGAGCCUCUGGUCUUUAUGCCAGACUCCUCUCUGCAUGCUGAUCUGCUCAACUUCAUCCUAGAUCAAGUGUUCAUUGAUCAGGAUGAUGACAACAACAGCACAGAUGGACAGCAGGAUGAUGAAGCCAGUAAAAUCGAGGCUCUGCACAAGAGAAGAAACCUUCUAGCUGCCUACUGUAAAUUAAUCACUUUCAAUGUGGUGGAAAUGAACAGCGGCGCAGACGUAUUCAAACAGUACAUGAGGUAUUAUAAUGACUACGGAGAUAUCAUCAAGGAGACGAUGAGUAAAACAAGACAAAUCGACAAGAUACAAUGUGCAAAGACACUUGUAUUGAGCCUACAAACGUUAUUCAAUGAGAUGUUGUCUGAACUUGGCUUCAAUGUCGACCGCUCAACAUCAGCCUUCUGUGGCAUAAAAGAGCUCGCCCGACGCUUCUCCUUGACUUUUGGCUUGGACCAGGUGAAGACCAGGGAGGCUAUUGCCAUGUUGCAUAAGGAUGGAAUUGAGUUUGCUUUUAAGGAACCGAGUCCCCAAGGACCAGGGAGUCCACCUCUCAAUCUCUCUUUCUUGGAUGUCCUGAGCGAGUUCUCCAGCAAACUGCUUCGGCAGGACAAGAGAACAGUUCACACAUACCUGGAGCGCUUCAUGACGGUUCAGAUGGCCCUGCAGCGAGAGGACUGUUGGCUGCCCCUCAUCUCCUACAGGAACUCCCUGCAGGCCAGAGGGGACGAUGACACCAUGUCUGUCCUCAGUGGGAUUAGCAGUCGGGGGUCCACCAGGAGCAAGAAGGCCAAGCCAGCCACUGCUAGCAAACGGAAAUGUCCUGAAGCAGAAGAGAGCAGCUGCAGCAGCAGUGAUGCAGUCUGGAUGAACCGUGAGCAGAACGCACAGACGCCAGUGAUGAUGCAUUCGCCAGUGAUGAUGCAUUCGCCCCACCUCACCUCCACCGUGCUGAGGGAUCCAAAGAAGAUGAGGCCAGAAGACAGCUACACCGGCGCUUACAGCAUGCCGACAGAGCAGCUUCCCCAUCAGCCUGUGCCUCUCCAGCAGCAGCAGCAGCCACAUCACCAUCAUCAGGCUGCCAUGGAUUACAACACACAGGUUACUUGGAUGUUGACACAGAGGCAACAAGCUGAGGCCCAUCAGCAGCAAGAGCGGGUCAGCAUGCAAUACGCCAAGAUGAGGAACCACAUGCAGCAAGCAAUGUAA
This is a messenger RNA of Notothenia coriiceps (black rockcod), 3887 nucleotides long. It is a transcript of the gene stag2a, whose product is annotated as STAG2 cohesin complex component a. Bases 258 to 3887 code for a protein of 1209 amino acids. Gene Ontology annotation, biological process: sister chromatid cohesion. Lineage: Eukaryota; Metazoa; Chordata; Actinopteri; Perciformes; Nototheniidae. Gene Ontology annotation, molecular function: chromatin binding. Gene Ontology annotation, cellular component: chromatin; cohesin complex; nucleus. The record is from RefSeq and is a predicted model, not a curated record. The transcript has 31 exons.